Messenger RNA from Cuscuta europaea, 1334 nucleotides. The record is from the annotation of a GenBank genome assembly. NCBI's taxonomy places the organism in Eukaryota, Viridiplantae, Streptophyta, Magnoliopsida, Solanales, Convolvulaceae.
AUAGUAUUUCACAAACCCUUGUAUUAUUCAAUAUGAUACUCGUAAAUGGCGUUCAACUGGCUCUUGGUCAUAGGGAUUCUUCUUCACCCGAGGGAAUAGAUAUUCUCAACUUCUUAGUGCGGCAUCCUGCUUUGAGGGCUGCAUCUUCUUCAUAUAAGGCCCUUCCAGAAAGAACUUUUUCUCUUUGCGACAAAUCUGAUUUCCUGGUCACAAGAGAAACUAAAUGGGUCUAUAUUAACCAAAAAGAAUACGCAACUGUGGAUCCUUACAUGGUUGACAUUGUUGGUACUGAUGGUCAGCAAACCUGUGUAGGUCUUGUCAUACGAAAUCCAAAAACGGGAAGGAUCUCUGUUGCCCAUAUAAUUUAUGACUAUAUUGUUGACAUGGGUAUAACCCAGAUGAUAUCCUCCAUAUGUGAUCAAGAAAGUAAUGAUAUAUUGGACGUUCAUGUAAUUGGUGGUUACAAUACUUCACCAAAACAAAGUUGUAGAAUGUGGGAUGGAGUUUCCACUUUUAUCUGUUUGAAGAUAGUUGAAAUUCUUUGGAAAAGCACCAAAAGAUUUAAUAUUCAAACUCUAUAUAUUCUUAAUGACAACACCAUAUAUGAUAGAGAAGGAAAUGCUUAUCCACUUCUCAAAGGUUUCCUGGUGGAAACUGGGAAAGGGUCAAUAUUUCCAGCAACCUUCCAUGUGACUACAAAAGGUCCUGAUGAAUACAUUCGAAGCAUUCGAGAACGGGCUUCUUUAAGGGAUCUCAAUUGGAAGAAUAGAUUCCUUGAGACAUAUGAUACUGAGUCUGACCAAUUUGUUAUUGCUCAUGUUUCUAGGGGCAAAAGAUAUUUGAAAUAUAUUGAAUCAUUGCGAAACCAAUCUGAUGAGGAACUUUGUAAUACUUAUUUCACUAUUCCAGUUCCAGCAAGUCCUCAUAAUAUACGUCUAAUAAGAAGCGAUUUGGAAGAGUUAUUUCAAGUUCCAGAUUGGGAAAAGGUAUUCCCAUUCAGACGACCUCGAAUAUUUUUUAGAUCCAAUAAUGGUGGUUGGACGAUGAGAACCCUUGAACAUGUUCAAAUAAUCAAAAGAACUGCGGGUAAGAGAUAGGGUUGGUCCAAGGAGAUGCAAUAUUCAAUACCCAACUAAACUUAGAUUAAAUAUAUAUUGUGAUAAUAUAUGAUGUAUUAUUAUUAUUUUAAUAAUAAUGUUGCACAGUUACAUGUCCUAUUGUAUAAAAUAAAGUAAUUAAUAAAUUUCACACCUAUGUUAUUUAUAGAUCAUCGUUUCUAAUCUUGGGAGGCAACCCAAUUUCUUCAUUUUUAUUUUCAUUUGUUUUCAGUCGUG